Puma concolor (puma) is the source of this 1239-nucleotide messenger RNA. It is a transcript of the gene SEPTIN14, whose product is annotated as septin 14. The record is from RefSeq and is a predicted model, not a curated record. Lineage: Eukaryota; Metazoa; Chordata; Mammalia; Carnivora; Felidae. Gene Ontology annotation, molecular function: GTP binding.
GGAGAUAGUGUCCGUUGCUUAACAAUGCUUGGUCAUUUUGGUUUUGAAUGUUUGCCUCAUCAGUUGGUAAACCAAUCUAUUCAACAAGGAUUUUCUUUUAAUAUUCUCUGUGUGGGGGAAACUGGAAUUGGAAAAUCAACACUCAUCGACACAUUAUUCAAUACUAAUUUGAAAGACAAGAAAUCCUCACAUUUUUACUCAAAUGUUGGACUUAAAAUUCAGACAUAUGAACUUCAGGAAAGUAAUGUUCAAUUGAAAUUAACUGUUGUGAAAACAGUGGGAUACGGUGAUCAAAUAAACAAAGAAGCCAGCUACCAACCUAUAGUUGAAUAUGUAGAUGCUCAAUUUGAGGCCUAUCUUCAAGAAGAAUUGAAAAUUAAACGUUCCUUCAUUGACUACCAUGAUUCCCGUAUACAUGUGUGCCUUUACUUCAUUUCACCUACAGGACAUUCUUUGAAGUCCAUUGAUCUAUUAACUAUGAAGAACAUUGACAAUAAGGUGAACAUUAUACCAUUGAUUGCCAAAGCAGAUACAAUUUCUAAAAACGACUUACAGAAAUUCAAGUGUAAAAUAGUGAGUGAAUUGGUUAGUAAUGGCAUCCAGAUAUAUCAGUUCCCAACAGAUGAUGAAACUACUGCUCAGGUGAAUUCCUCAAUGAAUGGACAAUUACCUUUUGCUGUAGUAGGGAGUAUGGAUGAAGUGAAAGUUGGAAAAAGAAUGGUCAGAGGCCGUCAGUACCCUUGGGGAGUUUUACAAGUGGAAAAUGAAAAUCACUGUGACUUUGUCAAGCUCCGGGAUAUGCUUCUUUGUAUAAAUAUGGAAGACCUGAAAGAACAAACUCACACUCAGCACUAUGAACGUUAUAGGUGCUGCAAACUGGAGAAAAUGGGCUUUACUGAUGUGGGCCCAGACAACAAGCCACUUAGUUUCCAAGAGAUCUAUGAAGAUAAAAGACAAAAGUUCUAUGAUCAAUGUCAGAGGGAAGAAGAAGAAUUGAAACAAAAGUUUAUGCAGCGAGUAAAGGAUAAAGAAACAACAUUUAAAGAAUCUGAAAAAGAGUUACAAGAAAAGUUUGAGCAUCUUAAACGAGUCCAACAAGAGGAGACAAUGAAACUUGAGGAGAAGAGAAGACAAUUGGAAGAAGAAAUAAUGGAUUUUUAUAAAUUGAAGGCUGUUUCUGGAACAUUACAGACUCUGGUGUGCACCAAUAUAAAGAAGGAGAAAGAUCGUAAGAAAUAG